Molecule: messenger RNA, 1844 nt
Organism: Anastrepha ludens (Mexican fruit fly)
Lineage: Eukaryota; Metazoa; Arthropoda; Insecta; Diptera; Tephritidae
Exons: 6
Coding region: 1-1722 (573 amino acids)
Source: RefSeq, a predicted model, not a curated record
AUGUAUAAUUUAAGUGGCGGUGUAUGUCAAUCAUAUUUGACACUUGUGAAGGACAUACACAGUUGCAGUAUACAAAGAGCUCGAACACCACAAGCCGACAAAGCGCGUCGUAAGGUGUAUAUUGUGGGCCACAUACCGCCCGGCUCGGAUGAGCGCCAUAUCGGUCUGCAGCAGAAUGGGCACACCACUUUCACCGAAACCAAUAAUAAACGUUAUUUAGAGUUGGUGCGCAAGUACUCGUCGAUAAUACAGGGCCAGUUUUUUGGGCAUUUACACUCGGACUCUUUUCGGAUUAUAUAUGAUGACAAUGGCAAACCAGUUUCAUGGAUGAUGAUUUCGCCAUCUGUAACACCACGAAAGCUGAAUGUUGGCUCAAAUAAUCCUGCAAUGCGGCUUUACAAAUUCGAUACGGAUUCUGGUCAGGUGCUGGACUACACGCAGUACUUUAUGGAUUUACAGUUAGCGAAUCAGAUGGGCGAGCCCAACUGGCUUCCGGAAUACAAUCUAACCCAUUACUAUGCGCUCAGUGAUAUCUCGGCCAUUUCCUUGCACAAUUUUGUGGAUCGUUUCACUAGCAGUGACGGCACCUGGUUUGGCAAAUACUCCCGUGCCAAUAUCGUUCGCUACCAGGCAGAUCCCUGCGAGGGUGUCUGCAUGCUAAAUCAUUAUUGUGCGAUUACACGAGUGGACUAUAAAGAAUUCCGACAGUGUCUGGAAAAGGAGCAGAGUGCGUUGCGUUCAAACGCUCCUGUUGCUCACACCGUACUCGCAGGCGCCUGCCCCGUUAUAGUGCUGAUGUGUGCAUUGUUAGCGUCCAGUUGUCGCCAAGCUAGUAUGCUGCUGCCGAAACUCAUUGCAUGCAUGAAAGUGCAACAGCAACAGCAACAGCAGUUGCAACGCUUGGCUCCUUUUGGUGAAAGAAAAAAGCAACAAAUUGAAUUCGUAGCAAUGGUGAUGGGGCGAACUAUGGUAAAAAGAAGUGAAGCUGCAAUACAGGCAACAUUAUUAAAUACGAAAACGACGAUUUUUACUUUGCUGCUAGGAAUAUUGUUGAUUCUGCAAUAUACGUUUGAGUACAGUUACUGUAGCAAGAAUAAACGGCUGCCUGCUAUACUUGCAUGUAUGGGCCAACCUCCAGCUGAUGAUCAACUGAGCGCAGAAAUGGGAAAUUUUUACAUGCAACGGGCAACGGUGCAGCAAAGGACUGGCUAUAUCCUUUUGUGGGAAAGCAAAGAAAAGGUGUUAUUGCAGCAGUCAGGUGUACUCCGUUGCUUCAAUUCGUGCUACAAAAGCUGUCAUACUAUCGCCAUGGCGGCGUUUGGUCACGACGACCAAACCAACACCUCCGACAACAGCGAUGUACAGCUUCACCUGCGGUAUGGCAUGGUGCAUGGAAAUCCUGCUGGCAAUAACAAAACACGUCCUGCAGCAACUCCAUUUUCUACCAUGCAGCAGCAAUUGCAUCAAAACAACAACGUAUAUGGGUUCUUGAAAUGCCAGCUGCAAAUUAUUUGUAUAUUUUGUUGCACAAUAAAUUGCCUGCGGCUCAAAAGUAGCCCGUAUCUUGGACCACCAGGCGUUCAACGCAACAAUAAUACCACCAACGUUGACUACGAUUUAUGCACACCCGCCGAUUUACUUGGCCCUAACUUCUCCUAUUGCAAUUCCUUCAAACAUGAACAAAUGCAUAGCCGAUUAAGCCUAAACUUCGCUACGCAUUAGUAUGAAAACCCGUUAUCGCUUUGUGGUCUAGCUGUUUAUAAUUCUAAUGCUUAAUCGUAUGCUUAUUACUACAGUAAAUUUUACAUAAAGGCAUGUGUGAGAAUUAGAUAGAUGUAUGUGUG